AGAGUCCUGAAUUCUUUUACUUCUGUUUCAACUAAAAGGUGGAUGUCAUUACUGAAGCAAAACAUCCACCUUUCUUUCAGACAUCAAGUCAUUAAAAUGACACUGGCUGGCUUUGAUGUGAAGUCCUCUUGUCUGCACAAAUUGUUGUGAAACUGGGGACUAAGAAAUCCCACAGGGUUGGACUGGCUUUUUUAAAAAAGGAGUCAGACAAAGAACUGGAUGGGGAGCAAUGGAUUUAUGACAGGCUGACCCUAGUGAACAUGUGAACUAUGGUCAAGGUUUCAUACAGAGCAGCAGAUAUGACUGUCUGUGGUGGAUUUAACAGUGCUGAGCAGGCUGGUGAGUUUCUGGCUUACAGAUGAGGACUGGCUUUUACUUUUAAUUUCUUAUUGCAGUAACUUGAUAAAUUUAGCUUCUGAGCUUAUUUGUUCAAUUUGUAAAACACACUCAAAUCAAACAUUUAACUGUUAUUCUGUUGUACAAGUAGAUGAUUAAUGCCUAAAGCUUCAGUGAUUGUGCUUGACUGUUGUCAAGAUGUAAUCCUUGGUGUAAACAUGUUGCUAUUUUGUUACACACUUAAAUCUCUGAAUCUUUACUGUGUCAAGGCAGAGAGUUCAUGCAUCCAGGCUGAACAGUGAAGCAGUGAGUGGGCACAACCUCUGAGAAGAAGAGAAAACCUUUGUCAUGGACUCUAACAGUACCCGCAGCGUGCAUUAUGAUCGCUGGAACGAGGACGUCAACAUGAAUGUAGAUGCUUCACAGUCUGCUGUAAGGAGGAUCUACAACAGAGUGUGUGUUGGCAGCACUGGAUUAGCAGUGAAGAUAGCAGGAGCUGUAGCUGCGCUGGUGUCCCUUUACAUCUUAGGAUAUAUGACAGGAUACUACAUUCAUAGGUGUUUGUAGCAGAAGCCAGGACAAAAGAAAAAGCUUGAGCAUUGUAGAUGUGUUUUUGAUAAGUUUGGACUAGAAAUGUUUUUAUUUAUAUCAGAAAUAACAUAAAUUCAGUAUUCAUACCUUUAAAAUCAAGGUUUGUAAAAUUGCAGUCUAUUAAAUGAAUGGGAAUUCUGAAACCCUGCAUGGCUGCUUUGUUUCCUGCAGAAAUAGUAACAUAAAUUGUGGCGCUAACACAACAAACUCUUUAUUUUCUAUGUAUCUCCAACAGGGAAUGAAUUUCUUCAAAUUUCUGUUGUGACAUAGCCGAUAUCGGUUGAUUUACUAUUUACAGACACUCUAGUUCCACUCAUAAUUUAUUGUGAUGUGACUGUGCGCUGCAGCAGACUCAGUAGUGGAACAUUUUGACUUGCUCGGUUCUAGAUUUGGCUGAUUUUGCAUGUGUUUCAGUGUGUCAGUCUCAAUCAUCCAGACCUUCAGCUCUUGUUUGAGCCUGGUUCAUUCUGCAUGUUCUGAGCAGCUGUGUAAAUAUUUCAAACUGUAGCUUCAGCAGUUUCUUUCUGUAUGACAAACAGAUGUACAUGAAUCAUUUAUCAGUACACGAUCUCCAAAGAUCCAGAGUCAGCAUGUAGGGCUUUUUUUUUGUUGUUUUUCUUAUCUAGGUAAAAAAGGGAUGCUUCACUAAGUAAUUGUAGCAUUAACAAGAGGAGCAUCAUUUAGUAAAACCAAAACUUCAAAGUUACACAAUUAUUACUUAUUUUUGCAAUAAUAAAGAUAAAAAUUUAAACAAAUUCCUCAUUAACACACUGAUUAAAACACUA
Molecule: messenger RNA, 1712 nt
Organism: Melanotaenia boesemani (Boeseman's rainbowfish)
Lineage: Eukaryota; Metazoa; Chordata; Actinopteri; Atheriniformes; Melanotaeniidae
Gene: smim1
Product: small integral membrane protein 1
Exons: 2
Coding region: 685-903 (72 amino acids)
Source: RefSeq, a predicted model, not a curated record